GCUUCUAUAAAACAGCAGCCUUCAGCAGAGCAGGGACACAUUUGAUGAUCAACCAGGAACCAUGAAGACUCUCCACCUGAGCAUUCUACUGAGCCUGGCGCUCACAGGUUACUGUGCACCAUUAUUCGAGGAAGAGGACCAAGACGAGAGCUUGGCAGAGAACUACUUGAAAAGGUUUUACAACCUGACCGAGGAAACUGGAGCGGUCUUCAGAACAGGGCUGAGCCUGAAGGAGCAGAAACUGGCUGAGAUGCAGAGGUUCUUUCAUCUCCAGGUCACCAGAACACUGGACUCUGACACCAUCGCCAUGAUGAAGAAACCUCGCUGUGGUGUUCCAGACAUACAACCUAGCGGUUACAGCAUAACUGGUCACGCCUUUAAGUGGAGGACGAACAGCCUCACCUACAGGAUCGAGAACUACACACCUGACAUGUCCACGUCUGAGGUGGACGACUCCAUAGAAAGAGCGCUGCAGGUUUGGGCCAAGGUCACUCCACUGAGGUUCACACGGCUCUACAGUGGCACCGCUGACAUCAUGAUCUCUUUUGGACGAAGAUAUCAUGGAGACCUAUCCCCCUUUGAUGGUCCUGAUGGUCAACUGGCUCAUGCCUACCCUCCUGGUCCCAACAUGGGAGGAGACGCUCAUUUUGAUGAGGAUGAGACCUUCACUUUCCACUCUAAUGCAGGUUAUGUCCUGUUCAUUGUAGCCGCCCAUGAGUUUGGUCACUCUCUGGGCUUGUCUCACUCUGAGGACCCUGGCGCUCUGAUGUACCCAACAUACACAUACAUAAACCCCGAUGCCUUCACUCUGCCCCGUGAUGACGUCGAUGGCAUCCAGUCUCUGUAUGGCCCCAACCCUGAUGAGACGCCAGGACCUAAGCCGGUUGGUCCUGUCACUCCUAAUGCCUGCGACCCAAACCUGGUUUUGGAUGCUGUUGCCUCUCUGAGAGGAGAGAUGCUUUUCUUCAAGGGCAGGUUCAUGUGGCGUAACUUCCCUCAAAGCUACAAACCUCAGCAGACUCUGAUCCAAACCUUCUGGCAGGAUGCCCCUGAAGACAUUGAUGCUGCAUAUGAAAACCAACAAUCUGAUCUGCUCAUGUUGUUUAAAGGUCACAGAGUGUGGGCUUACAGUGCUUACGACCUAGCAAGAGGCUUCCCUAAGUCCAUCUCCAGUUUUGGUUUUCCUGAAACCGUAAAGAAAGUUGACGGCGCUAUGUACGACGAAGCAUCCCAGAAAACUUUGUUCUUUGUUGGCGACAUGUACUAUAGAUACGAUGAAACAAAAAAGACCAUGGAUAAAGGGUUCCCUAAGCGAGUCAGUGAAACCUUCACUGGACUGUCCGGCACAGUGACUGCAGCUCAUCAACACAGUAGUUUCACCUACAUCUACACUGGAAACCGCAUGCAUGAGUAUGACCUGGAGUCUGGGACCAUGUUCCGUGUGCUCGGAAACAACUACUUCCUGCCCUGCACCUCCAACUAGAAGCUGUUUGUUUUUUAUCCAGCCUAAUGUAGCUUUGAUGAAUCGUCAAAAUGAACAACGUGACAGGUGACAGUAUAACAUUUACAGUAUUAUGAACCUGCAGAAAUAGAAUAGGCCAAACACCAAAGCACCUUAUAAUUUAAUCUUUAAUAAAAUCUAAAUAUUGUUUUAUUUUGUCUUUAAUUUUAUUUUUGUCAUUUUGUCUUGUGCUACGUUACAUGAUUUCAACAUAGAUUUAUUUAAAUUGAGAUUGAGUUAAAACAAUCCUGCUGUGUACGUUUUUUUUUUUGUUUGUUUUUACUUGACAAAGAUGAAGUCGACUCUUUGUACAAAUAUGAAACAUGAAUGAGCAAAUAAAAAAACUUUUUUUAAGCCUGAA
Cynoglossus semilaevis (tongue sole) is the source of this 1862-nucleotide messenger RNA. Its product is annotated as collagenase 3-like. Gene Ontology annotation, biological process: extracellular matrix organization; collagen catabolic process; proteolysis. Gene Ontology annotation, cellular component: extracellular matrix. NCBI's taxonomy places the organism in Eukaryota, Metazoa, Chordata, Actinopteri, Pleuronectiformes, Cynoglossidae. Gene Ontology annotation, molecular function: metalloendopeptidase activity; zinc ion binding. The coding region runs from base 62 to 1483 and encodes 473 amino acids. The record is from RefSeq and is a predicted model, not a curated record. The transcript is spliced from 10 exons.